CUAUCAUCAAACCAAACCAAACCCAGUUUCUUAUCUCUUUCCCUCACGCGAAGCAUCCAAAACGCUCACUCCUCAUUUGACCGCCAAUCCCCUCCUCCGCCUCCCUCCCCUAUAUUAUCUCAACAACCUUCUCUCUCUCCUUCAAACCCCAUCUCUUUCGCAUCUUCAUAUCUAUUUUCUUCGUUUUCGUCUGCGUGCAAUUCAUCGUAGCUCCAUCUUCAAUCGAUCCCUCGAUCGAUCCAUCAAUCAUGGAGUUUCGUACUCUGGAGUUACGGAUCAUGUCCGCCAAGGAUCUCAAGAAGGUCACCCUUUUCUCCCGGAUGAAGGCGUACGCCUCCGUAUCCAUCUUCGACCGCGGCGCGCAUCCGAUUCGCACCUUCCGGACUCCGGUCGAUCGGGACGGUGGUUCCAAUCCUGCCUGGAAUUUCCCCGUCAAGUUCACCGUCGACGAGGCCGCCGCGCGUCAGGACCGUCUCAGGCUCGUAUUCCAGAUCCGAUGCGAGGGCGUUCUCGGAUACAAGAAUGUCGGAGAGGUUUCCGUCUCGGUCCUGGAACUCCUUGAUUCUCCGGCGUCUGCGGCGGGUAAACAGGUCGUCAGUUAUCAGGUGAUCAGGCCGUCGGGGAAGGUUAAAGGCCAACUCACGUUCUCCUACCAGUUCGGGGAGAAGGUUAGCCGCGCAACAACCCCGCAUAAGGCGGAUGAACCAGUAACGGCUUACCCGGCGGCUUUCCCACCUACCGCGGGACCAAGCUCGGCAUAUGCUCCCGGUGUGACGCAGCCUCCGCCUAAUUGGCCGCCGGCAAGCGGAGCCUAUCCGCCGCCGGCAGCAGCAUAUCCUCCGCCUGCAUACGGAUACCCGCCUCCACCUGCAUACGGAUACCCGCCUCCACCUGCAUACGGCGCCUAUUAUCCUCAACCCCAGCCGGGAUAUGGAUUCCCGCCGGUUCAACAGCCGGCAAAGAAGAACAAAUUCGGGCUCGGAUUGGGAGCAGGGUUACUGGGCGGUGCCCUCGGAGGAAUGUUGAUCGGCGAUAUGGUAUCGGACGCCGCUGCUUAUGAUGCUGGUUACGAUAACGGUUUUGAUGCUGGUGACGAUUUCGGCGGAUUUGAUUUUUGAUUUAUUAUUCCGUGCUCUGUCAAUCACUGCGUAUGUUCAAUGUUGUUCUGUUUUGAAAUCAAUACAAAUGCUCUGUUAAUAUAUUUUUUUUCUUUAC
Molecule: messenger RNA, 1215 nt
Organism: Cuscuta campestris
Lineage: Eukaryota; Viridiplantae; Streptophyta; Magnoliopsida; Solanales; Convolvulaceae
Source: the annotation of a GenBank genome assembly